Messenger RNA from Owenia fusiformis, 759 nucleotides. The record is from the annotation of a GenBank genome assembly. Lineage: Eukaryota; Metazoa; Annelida; Polychaeta; Sabellida; Oweniidae.
GAUCAAGACAGAAAUGGAGUUGUCGAGAAGAAAGAUUUCGCGGAAAUUGCUAAUAAUAUCCUAACCAUGACAGAGUGGAAAGAAGGUAGUGCGAUGUGGUUGAAAUGCAAGAAUGUAUUUGCAAACACGUGGGAGGAGUUAAAGCGUGCAGCAGAUGUCAAUCUGGAUGAUAAGGUCACCAUUGAUGAAUGGCUUAACUUUAUGGAGAACACAUGCAAGCAAAUUAAAGCUAAGACCAUGGAUACACCUUCUUGGUAUAGAGCAUGGCUUGAUGUAUUCUUCGAUGUGAUUGAUAGCCUUGGAAAUGCUGAUGGAUGGAUCGAGUGCGAGGAAUUUGUUUCAUUUUUUCGAGUACAUAAGAUUCCAGAUGAAGUGUCUAGGAAGUGUUUCAAUGAAAUUACUUUUGACGGGCGAAUUGCUAUGGAUCGGGAUUAUUUCAAUUUGGUGAUUCUUCAGUAUAGUAUAUCCAACGAUAUGAAUUCCCCCGGGAAUAUCCAUGCUAGAAUGCUGCUUCUCCUCGACGAACAGUUAUAGAAAUCUAUUAUUUGGAGUAAUGACAAUUUUAUUAACGACAAUUGAGCAAACUAGUGUCAGGAAAAUGUGACUAUUUUCCAUAAUGUGACUAUUUCAAAAGGGCUUCUUCGAAUAAAUAAUUUGAAAAAAAGUUCCGAGAAUAGAAUUAACAUAUACGUAUUCAUCUUAUUUAAAAGAAUUUACACAUUUAAUAACGAAUAUAACAAAUUCUUUGCGAAGUACAAC